Hippocampus comes (tiger tail seahorse) is the source of this 1628-nucleotide messenger RNA. RefSeq names its product diencephalon/mesencephalon homeobox 2 (gene dmbx2). The transcript is spliced from 4 exons. The coding region runs from base 729 to 1514 and encodes 261 amino acids. Gene Ontology annotation, biological process: regulation of transcription by RNA polymerase II. The record is from RefSeq and is a predicted model, not a curated record. NCBI's taxonomy places the organism in Eukaryota, Metazoa, Chordata, Actinopteri, Syngnathiformes, Syngnathidae. Gene Ontology annotation, molecular function: RNA polymerase II transcription regulatory region sequence-specific DNA binding; DNA-binding transcription factor activity, RNA polymerase II-specific.
AACAUACAUUGCAACCUUGAAAGUCUUUAACUUUUAAAAGUUUUCCAACAUAUUAAAAUAGCAAACCACCAAUGGAAACAGAAAGAUACAUGAACUAACUAUGCAUGUGCAUGGUGAAUAUAAAGUGAAAAAUGCCAUGUAUUACAGUGCUGAGCUCUGAGCUCUCUGGGAACAUUCCUAAUUGAGUUUGCUUUGAAGAAGUUCUCAACAGGUUUGAGUUGGGAUUACCUUCACACGGUGACAGUUUACCAGGGGAAAUAUUGUGUGCCUUAGCAAAAUAAACCCCCCCUGGGAAGAGGGAAGGUUAGGAGGGGAUUGUGGCGGGGGCUGUCAAAGGCAGCAGCAUGAUGGGAGAACGAAAAGAGGGCUGACUGAGGGGAAGGCUGCUAUUUUAAUCCGGGCUGCCUCAGAGAUUAGCCCACCACAUUGUUUUAAUUGUUUUAACGCUCGCUUGUAGGGGAUCCUUGGCAUAAAUCUCCCAAAUUCAAUAGUUUCAAAAACUUGAGCCCUGUGCCACCCCCACACUUCAGUCCUCAUCCCACCUAAUCCCAGCUAAUACCUUUCUUUCUAUUGGCUAAUGGUUGAAGGGAGCCUGGCUAAAUGCUUCUUAAAUAGUGCAAGCCGACAAUGCUUGCAAGGAACUGAGACAGACUGGGAGCUCCCGCACUGGGGAUAUACGCUGCCACCGCACUGAGAACUCCUCAAAAAGACAAGAUUACUAUCUCAGCAUGUUCCCCCUGCAUGGCGUCAAUGCUGCGAUGCUGCUGGAGCUCCACCAGCAGAUGGCGCCACAGUACAGCAACAUCUUCACCACGGCCAGCCCCGCGGUGCGCACCCUGUCGGUGGCCGAGAGACUUGCAGAACUUAUACUGGAGGCACGCUAUGGGAAUCCGCAGAAGCAGCGGCGCAGCCGUACGGCCUUCACGGUGUCCCAGCUGCAGGCUUUGGAGAAAGCUUUUGAGCAGACCCAGUACCCUGAUAUCAGCAUGAGAGAGAGACUGGCAGUUUGCAUCAACUUGCCCGAGGCUCGCAUUCAGGUGUGGUUUAAAAACAGAAGAGCAAAGUAUCGCAAAGGCCAAAGGUGCAUACCUCUCUCCAAAGACAAAAAUACAGAGGUGACACAACAUGACAGCAAGCUGGAAGAGGAGGACAGCCAAAACACGGACAUAUUACCCACUGAAAGAAACAUCCCACUCAGGCGACCCGUGUCGGAUAAAAGAAGAGAUCUUUGCUCCCAUACAGACUCACAUCUCAUCUCUUGGUACCCCCUGCGACUCCCGUCCCCUUCACAUUUCCCUUUCAUGCCAGGCCAGAGUUACAGCCACCCACCGUGCCAGCCAUUUUUUGGGAUGCUUUCUGGAGAGUUUGUCGCCCCUCCAGAGUUCUGGCCCUUCACACAGGAACAGAGCCUGGACCUGGGGGCACCUCCGUCAACCAUGACUAAAAACUGCAGCCUCUCCCUUCAGACUGCUUGUUCUAACAAAGCUGUGCUGUAUCCUAACAUGGGUUUGUAGUAACUGUGGAUUUGGGUUCAAUGUGCACUCUUGGAGGUUGCGUGGACGUGCGUGCGUGCGUGCGCGCGCACGCGCGCGCGUGUAUGCGUGUGUGUGUGUGUGUGUGUGUGUGUG